UUCUUUCCUUCUUCAUUCGUGGUUCAGUCAUUGGAGAUGAAGGUUGUGCUGGUCGGGCUGCUCACUACACCAGCAGCGGCCGCGUCAGUUGUUUUUCUCUGCCAGUGCAACAGGUGAACAUGUAAAUGGUGCGAAUUAUCGAGAGUGCCAGUUACAAUUUCGGGGGUGGCGCCCACCACCACCGCGAACACAUCAUGUGGGAGGAACUGCGUCCGGGGCUCGUGUUGGUGCCCGAGAAGGUCGGAGGGCUGCUCAGUGGCUUCGCCAAGCAGUUGCAGGACGUCAUUCUCACCUUUUGCCCCACUUCCAAAAGGAAGGCGCGGCGGAAAGACAAAGAGGCGAGCGCCCCUGGUGAGGACCCCAAAUUGUACCUGGAGGAGGCGGUGCUCGAAAGGAAGCACGGAGACCUCGACCUACGCACCCUCGUUGAAUUGCCCGCCGGUCUCGAUUAUAACGAAUGGCUCGCGUCGCACACGAUUGCGUUUUUCGACCAUAUAAACCUGAUCUACGGUACAAUAUCAGAAUUCUGCACUAUGUCUGGCUGUCCUGAUAUGACCGGUCCCGGUCUCAGAACGUAUCUGUGGUUCGACGAGAAGGGCAAAAAGACGAAAGUCGCCGCCCCUCAGUAUAUAGACUACGUGAUGACUUUUACGCAGAAAACUAUUAACGACGAGUCCAUUUUCCCCACCAAAUAUGCUAAUGAAUUUCCAAGUUCGUUUGAGUCGCUGGUGAAGAAGAUCCUGCGGCUGCUGUUCCACGUGGUGGCGCACAUGUACCACAGCCACUUCAAGGAGAUCAUGCUGCUGAAGCUGCACUCGGAGCUCAACAGCGUCUUCACCCACAUCAUCCUGUUCAACGAGCGGUUCCACCUGAUCGAGGAGAAGGAGACCGAAAUUCUGCAGGACCUGGCGACGGCGCUGCGGGUGCACUCGGAGCCGCCCGAGCUGGCCGCCCCGCCACAGCGGCCGGCCAAGGACAACAACAACUGCGUGGACAGUGAAGGUGGCGCGAGAGACGUUAGCGGGGCCGCCCCCGCCCACCCCCAACACCACAGGCACGAGUCGCAGGGCGGGCCGCCCCCGGCAGGCCCCGCCAUCCCGGCCAGUGGCUAGUGCGGCGUUGCAUUGUUCCUCCUCCUCAAUUUCCUACUUCUGCUGCUUGUCGCUCUCAAACAAAGUCGAGUUUUCACAUUCGUAAUUUUUAUUUAAAAAGGGUGGAUGACUUUUGGCAAUUAGAGCGUUUUUUUCUCGACAAUUCCAAAGCCAUUUUUGUUUUUACGGACUUAUUCAAACUUAUUUAAUGAUAAUUACAACAACAAAAAUGUCCAACCCAUUUGAAUAGUAAAAAUCUCGUGGCUUCGGUUUAUUUGAAAUUUGAAAGAGAUUGCAGUGAGUUUUAACGGACACUGCAGUUGGAAGAUUGUGUAUUUUUUAGUCUCAGGAAUUAAGUUUGUAAGUGUUUUUGGCUUCUCCUUUUUUUCAAACCAAGUCCUGGACUCUCACUGCAAAAUCAAGUGGGGCUUUUUGAAGAAGAAAAAAAAUAUUUUGUUUGAUGCGCUCAUCUUUCUGCCUCGUUCCUCAAAGUACGGAUUAUUAUAACCUUAUUUACAUUGAUAGACUGAUGAGAAAUCAACAAUAAGUAGACAAAAAAGAUAAAAAUUGUAAAACUAGGCAAAAGUGACAGAGACAGCAGCCGAUAGGAAACCUGGGUAAAUUGUUACUCUUUAUUGUUGUUGUUGCUGUUGCAUUUGUUAAAGCAAAAAGAGAGAAAAGAAGAUUUUUGACAUAAAGAGAGAGGGAGAGGAUUCGAACGCAAGUGAAACGGAAGCAAAGUAGAAGAUUUAUUUACUGCAAAACAAAAUCUGUACAGAAUAACCUCCUUUGAUGAUUGUAACAAAAAAAAUCACACUGCUAUUACGCAAUUGUAUUUUUGGCGCUGACGCAAGAUGAAAAAUAAUGAAAUGCUGCACUCGAAGCUGGCAUUAGUUUGUACCGCUACUACUACUAAACUCUGAAAGAAAACCACACACUGGAUUUAAAAAUAAUUAAUAAUCAUGAAACAGUCUAAGUCAAUAAUUGUAGUUGAUCUUUAGUUGAAUGGAAGAAAGAAAGGAAGAAAGCAAGUUCAAUUACUUUCUCUGUGUAGCAAGAUGUAAUAUUAUAAUAUUCUCUUCUAAAUUCAGACGAGACCCUUGAGAUGGGAAAGAAAAAUUCAAAUUGACCUAUGCCAUUGAAAAAUGAAUAAUGUAAAGGCGCCUUCGUUGACAAGCAAAGUAUAGUCCUGUUCUUGCUGCGUAACUAACAUUAAUGCAUACAUAGUGAUGUACUUCUCAAAUAGACUGAGGAUUUUAGUUCACUUCUUACAAGAGAAAAGCAAGCGCGAAAUUCCUCAAGAGCACUGCUUUUGUGAGGCCUGUCGAAACGCAAAUUCCUAGCCAGGUGCUGCUCCCAAUCAAUUCUGACCCGAGUAGAGUAAAAAAUACUUAAACUUUAAAAAAAUUAGAUCUCAAAAACUUCUCCAAGUUCCAGCAGCACCUUAGAGCAGCGUAAAUUUUGUUUAAACGUUUCGGUGGGUCCUUUUGAAGGCAUGCGUGUGUAGGCAGAAAAUUAAAAUUUCACUCUAGACUAAAAUGCAAAACACUUUUACACACACACUGAGAGAAGUCUAUAAAAACAUCAGUUUUGGCUAAAAUUGAAAUUGCUCAGCCUUGCCAAAAAUGUUACAUGAUGUCGAAAGAAUUUGGUAGAAAAGAACACUCAGCAUAAUUCAUCUCCUCUCUGACAAAAUCAAUUGGAACUUUUGGUAUUGAAAAACAAUUAGGGAGUGUUUUUGUGUGUCGAAUUUGCUCCCUUUUAGCUUCUUUCGGUCUAAUAUUAAGAAAUUGGCCAAACCACCUAAAAAAUGCAAGCAAGGAGAGUGCAAAAGAGCGUACAUGGGGCAUGUGAUAAUGGUCAGUGAUAAAGAUAAUAUAUAAAUAUAAAAAUAUGAAGUUGUUGUUGUGCAUAUCCGCGAGCGGCCCGAAUUCAAACUCGAGGUGGACGCUUGUGGUGAGAGAUGAAAAUCCUGUAGUCCAUCCUCUUUCCCAGCAUAACACAAUGUGUGUAUUUUACUUCAGCCACUAAAACUUAAAGAAGAAAAUCGACCGACACACCAUGUGUGCCGCUGUAUACAAAACAAUAAUGAUUUUUAACUUAACAAUUAGUGUGAUCAUAAUUGAUGGAGAGUGAGUAGAAGAAUCUUUUUGUUUUUAAUUCGUUCGCGCCCAUUUUUGUGUGUGAAUGCGAGUGUGUAAAUAAUGCAAUUUGAGAUAAAUAAUUUAUUUUAAUUUCUUCGAGCUUCUGGUUUGUCUGUCUGGUGUGCAAGAAGGAAAAGGCAGGAUAAAGUAAUUUUCGCAAAUUGUGCAAAAUCCCUGUAAUUCAAAGACACUUAACUGCAUGCAAAGAUCUCACAGCAAUUUGAAUCGACAAUUAACAAUCGGCUUGCUUGCAUAAUUAUGUUUCCAAGGAAGCAAGUCUUGAUCUAAAAGCGAUGAGAAUUAAUUUUUCCACAAGUCCCAAGUUGCAAAAACUACCUCGUUGCGAACAAAGUUGAAUUUUCGGCACCUUCAAUUAUGAAAACACUUCUUAAUCCACUCACACACACACUUUUGAAACUAAAAAAAGCAUAUCAAGAUCAAGAGUAAAAUACCUAAUCCUUGUUAAUUAAACACGUUUUUCUCAAACUUUUGUCGCAUGUGUAAAAUAAAUUAGCCUGGAAAUUAUAUAACAAAGAGAAAAUAACAAAGCAUAUUUUAGAAGACAAAUAAGCAGUAAAAUUUAAACAUGAGAAAAAAAA
Messenger RNA from Neocloeon triangulifer, 3834 nucleotides. RefSeq names its product MOB kinase activator-like 2 (gene Mob2). NCBI's taxonomy places the organism in Eukaryota, Metazoa, Arthropoda, Insecta, Ephemeroptera, Baetidae. The record is from RefSeq and is a predicted model, not a curated record. The transcript is spliced from 5 exons. Gene Ontology annotation, molecular function: protein kinase activator activity. Gene Ontology annotation, cellular component: nucleus; cytoplasm. Gene Ontology annotation, biological process: positive regulation of protein phosphorylation; signal transduction. Bases 126 to 1112 code for a protein of 328 amino acids.